AUGUCAAACUCUCAAGUGAUACUUCGAUAUCAAGUUAAAAAUUUAUACAAACGACUUCUGUUUAUCGGCAGAGAGUACCCAUUAGGUUAUUCAUACUUUCGUCCACGCCUAAAAAAAGCAUUUUUAAAAAAUCGUGACUUAAAAAAUGAAGACGAUAUAAAAAAAGCUAUUGAAACUGGUGAAUAUGUCUACAAAGGUAUGUCUUAUAAUUGGUAG
Molecule: messenger RNA, 216 nt
Organism: Dentiscutata erythropus
Lineage: Eukaryota; Fungi; Glomeromycota; Glomeromycetes; Diversisporales; Gigasporaceae
Source: the annotation of a GenBank genome assembly